AUGGGACUAGACAACUCACUUGACGUACAAAAUUUCAUCGAACGUCACCCUAUGGUCCUAGAACUACGGCAAAGUGGGAAAUUCUUCGAAUCCAAAGGAUACGAAGAUUACCCGCAGCACAUACGUCAUAUGAAUCUCACUGCAGGUCCUCUCACUGGGCCGCAAAAGAUAUCCGUCGCGCCGUAUGUCUUCACCGAACGCGCCGGCGGGGGUUUAAUCGUCAUAUUUUAUCUGGGAACGCACGUGGCUGGGUAUCCUGGGAUUGUCCACGGCGGGCUCCUGGCCACCAUACUCGAUGAAGGGCUAGGCUGGUCCUGCUUUCCGUCUUUACCUGGAAAGGCAGGUGCUACUGUAAGCCUUACUGUUGACUACCAGAGUCCUAUGCCGACGGGCAGCUUUGGAGUUCUGAGAGCGUGGACAACGAGUGUUGUUGAGCGAAAGGCUUGGGCGGAGGGGUUUAUUGAGACUUUGCCUGCGGAGGGGGCACCCGUCAUAGUCGCUAAGGCGCGCGCAUUGUUUGUGGAACCAAGUCAGAGGACGUUAAUGACACGCUGA
This is a messenger RNA of Penicillium verhagenii, 555 nucleotides long. Its product is annotated as PaaI family thioesterase. The record is from RefSeq and is a predicted model, not a curated record. The transcript has a single exon. Lineage: Eukaryota; Fungi; Ascomycota; Eurotiomycetes; Eurotiales; Aspergillaceae. Bases 1 to 555 code for a protein of 184 amino acids.